Messenger RNA from Malus domestica (apple), 2801 nucleotides. Its product is annotated as DNA replication licensing factor MCM3-like. Gene Ontology annotation, cellular component: nucleus; MCM complex. Lineage: Eukaryota; Viridiplantae; Streptophyta; Magnoliopsida; Rosales; Rosaceae. Gene Ontology annotation, biological process: double-strand break repair via break-induced replication; mitotic DNA replication initiation; DNA strand elongation involved in DNA replication. The record is from RefSeq and is a predicted model, not a curated record. Gene Ontology annotation, molecular function: single-stranded DNA binding; ATP hydrolysis activity; single-stranded DNA helicase activity.
AAGGAGAAAGGUCCCCCAUUUUCCCGCCAACCCUAGACAGAGCAAAGGGGAUGCGAUAGCACUGAGCAGUUGCUCACUCUCUCGAACUCUCAGUCGCCGUCGUCGCCGACCUUCUCUUCUCUUCUUGCAGAAUACAAAAUGGACGUCAGCGAAGAAGUUAGGGCAGUUCACCGGCGAGAUCUCCUUGCUUUCUUGGAAGAUGGCAUAUACAUGGACGAAAUCAAGGCCGUCCUCAACCACAACCGCCGCCGCCUCAUUGUCGACAUCUCCGAUCUCCACUCCUACGGUGACAUUGGUUCCAGGAUUCUGAGAAAUCCAAGUGAUUAUAUGCAAUCCUUCAACGACGCGGCCACUGAAAUCGCCAACAGGAUCGACCCGAGGUACCUGAAGCAAGGAGAACAACUUCUGGUGGGGUUUGAAGGCGCUUUUGUCUCGCGCCGUGUCACACCGAGAGAUCUGCUCUCCGAGUACAUUGGUUCCAUGGUCUGCGUCCAAGGCAUUGUCACCAAAUGUUCACUUGUGAGGCCAAAAGUUGUUAAGAGUGUUCACUUCUGCCCUACUACUGGAAACUUCACCUCUCGAGAAUACCGAGACAUUACAUCCAACAUGGGUUUGCCUACAGGAUCAGUUUAUCCUACAAGUGAUGAAAAUGGUAACUUGUUGGUGACUGAGUACGGACUGUGCAAAUACAAAGACCAUCAAACUUUAUCCAUGCAAGAAGUUCCUGAGAACUCUGCUCCUGGUCAGCUUCCGCGGACAGUGGAUGUCAUAGUUGAGGAUGACCUUGUUGAUUCAUGCAAACCAGGAGACCGUGUUGCGAUUGUAGGGAUAUACAAAGCUCUUCCUGGUAAAAGCAAGGGAAGCGUAAAUGGAGUAUUCAGGACUGUUCUCAUAGCGAACAAUGUUUCGCUGCUCAACAAAGAAGCAAAUGCACCAAUUUACAGUCCUGAUGACAUAAAGAACAUAAAAAAGAUAGCAGAAAGAAGUGAUACGUUUGACCUGCUUGGGAAUUCAAUUGCACCCUCUAUUUAUGGACAUUCAUGGAUAAAGAAAGCAGUAAUAUUACUAAUGCUUGGUGGAAUGGAAAAGAACUUAAAGAAUGGUACUCACUUACGAGGUGACAUUAACAUGAUGAUGGUUGGUGAUCCGUCUGUUGCAAAAUCUCAACUUCUAAGAGCAAUUAUGAACAUUGCUCCCUUGGCAAUAUCAACUACAGGCCGGGGUUCUUCUGGUGUUGGCUUGACAGCUGCUGUUACUUCGGAUCAAGAGACAGGGGAGAGAAGGCUAGAAGCUGGUGCGAUGGUUCUUGCUGAUCGUGGUGUUGUCUGUAUUGAUGAAUUUGACAAAAUGAAUGAUCAAGAUCGUGUUGCCAUACAUGAAGUUAUGGAGCAGCAGACUGUAACUAUUGCCAAAGCUGGUAUCCAUGCAUCCCUCAAUGCACGGUGCAGUGUGGUGGCUGCUGCAAAUCCCAUAUAUGGUUCUUAUGAUCGCUCGUUGACACCAACAAAGAAUAUUGGACUUCCAGACUCUCUGCUUUCUCGUUUUGAUUUACUGUUUAUCGUAUUGGAUCAAAUGGAUCCUGACAUUGACCGUCAUGUCUCAGAGCAUGUGUUGCGCAUGCAUCGGUAUCGUUCUGCAACUGGAGGUGAGGCAAUGCUUGAUGGGAGCUCGGCAUUUGGAAGAGAAGAUGAAACUAAUAACGACUCAUCUGUAUUUGUUAAGUAUAACCGAAUGCUACAUGGGAAAAAAACCGAUAGGGGUCGGAAGCGUGAUACGCUCACAAUCAAGUUUCUUAAAAAGUAUAUUCAUUAUGCAAAGAAUAGGAUUGAGCCUGAUCUGACUGAUGAGGCCUCUGAACAAAUUGCAACAACAUAUGCAGAACUCAGAAAUGCCAGUUCAAAUGCAAAGACUGGAGGAACACUUCCAAUUACAGCCAGAACUUUAGAAACCAUCAUUCGUCUCUCAACUGCUCAUGCAAAAUUAAAGUUGAGCAGAAAGGUUUCAAAGUCUGAUGUUGACGCUGCUCUUAAAGUUUUAAAUUUUGCAAUAUAUCACAAAGAGUUGACUGACAUGGAGGAGCGGGAGCAAGAAAGAGAGCGAGAAUUGGAGAGGAAUGGCAGACCUAACCAUUCCGCAGGUCAGGAAGGAGCUGACCAUUCCGCGGGUCAACAUGAUGGGUCUGGCAAUGGUACUACUAAUAAUCAAGAUUCAACAACUGAACCCAUGGAUGUUGACCCUCGCACUGAAUCUGCUGCUACUAAUAACUCUUCCGAAAGGUUAAAAGCACUUACUGAUGUUUUAAAUCAAGUACGGACGGUACAGCGCGCGGAAAGCAUAUCCGUUGAGGCCUUAGAGAAUGCUGUCAACGACGGAGCAAGUGUUCCUUACUCAAGGACAGAGAUAACCUUCCUAUUAGAGGAACUCCGAAGGAGAAACAUAGUGAUGGUAGAUGGUGGAACAGUGUUCAUAAUAUCGUGAGAGUUUGUAAAGGAUCGCCGGCAACUUGUAAUGCAAGGUAAUGUAUGUUGCUAUAGCUUCACAGCGGAGACGGAUUUGCUUCACAUCCAAGCUACUUGGCCAGCUUUAGUUCUUCAAAAAACAGGACAGUUUUAUACGAUUAUAGCCAAGUCUUGAAUUUCAGGGAGAGCAGAAUUUGGCAACAGAUCGGACCCGUCACGCAUCGGUGGAGGUGAAUACUGAAUUUACUUCCGGUGUUGGCCUCGUGUGUCUUCUUGUCUGUGGUUCUUAGACCUGGAAUUAAGAAGCAGAUUUUCAUUAAUGUCAUGUGUGUUAUUUGCGUA